Molecule: messenger RNA, 1491 nt
Organism: Schistocerca serialis cubense
Lineage: Eukaryota; Metazoa; Arthropoda; Insecta; Orthoptera; Acrididae
Exons: 2
Coding region: 108-1109 (333 amino acids)
Source: RefSeq, a predicted model, not a curated record
UGGGGCUAGCUCCUUGAGUAGAGAGCCCCUGUUGUCUUUGUAUUUACGUGCACAACGGUGUUAACUAGUGGCUACAUGCGCUCUGCUGCUCAACUCUUCUACUCAACAUGUCAAAUCGGAAACGGAACCAAGUGAUAAAAGAGUUUAUCGAAAUGUAUCGGUUGGAGCCUUGUCUGUGGCAGGUGAAAAGUAAAGAGUACCACGACCGUGAAAAGAGAGGUGCAGCCUAUGAACGACUUGUUAUUAAAUUGAAGGAGUUAGAACCCGACGCUACAAAGCAAUCUGCAGUGAAAAAAAUAAAUAAUUUAAGAAGUAAUGUAUGUAAAGAAAAGAAGAAACGUUAUAUGUCAAUGAAAUCUGGAGCUUUAACAGACAAUAUCUACACAUCAAAAUUGUGGUACUUAGAUUUGUUCGAUUUUCUUGGCGAUCAAGAUACUCCUUGUGCGUCUGUGUCAAACUUGGAUGACGAGGAUGGAUAUGAGAUCGAUGAAGUAAGUACUCACAUUAUUUAUAAUACUCAUACACUUUAUUUAAUUAAACUACAUUUUGUAUAUACAAAUGGGAAGGUUACAUUUAGAGUUCACAUUUUUAUUAAUAUUAAUGGAAAAUGUUUUUACUGUAUGGAUGGAUUCGAUGAUGUUGCUCCACAGACACCCAUCACUGAAGAACCCUCAGAGACAAACGAGAGUCUUCAAAAUUCCAAAGAACUCCCGAUAUCACGACCAAAUUUUGCAAAAAAAGAGAAAAGUGUGGAACUGACCAAUGACGUUCUGCUAUCAGUGAGAGAUCAUUUUAAAAAGCCUUCGCCCCAAGAUGACAGGUAUGAUCUACUGGGAGAAUCUAUUGCAAUGAGAAUGAGGACACUGGAAAAACGCCAGCGUCUGAUUGUUGAAAAAAUAAUCGAUGAUCUCCUAUAUGAAGCUGAAAUGGGAAUGCUUAACGUGCCAACGAGUUCAUACAGCUCCGAAUAUCUAACCAGUCGCCGGCCGCGGUGGUCUAGCAGUUCUAGGCGCACAGUCCGGAGCCGCGCGACUGCUACGGUCGCAAGUUCGAAUCCUGCCUCGGGCAUGGAUGUGUGUGAUGUCCUUAGGUUAGUUAGGUUUAAGUAGUUCUAAGUUCUAGGGGACUGAUGACCAUAGAUGUUAAGUCCCAUAGUGCUCAGAGCCAUUUGAACCAUCUAACCAGUCCAAGUGCGAGCUCACCAAGUCCUACUGCAGCUACUUCAUAUCAUCAGUUUACGCAACAAACAGCGCCUGCAGAAUUCGUAACCAAUCAAGAGCUUCCACUUCCACACUCAGCAGCUACUUACUUAGCUACCUCUAGUAAUAUUUGAUGUUUGGGCAUUUUUAAUUAUUCUAUGGUUUUAAUUGAUGAGUAAUACCAAAUUUUCAAUUAUUUUCGAAUUUAAUGUAUUAUUCAUUAUUAUGCUUCAGUUGCAAUUUUGUCUUUGGAUUGUAGAGUGUUACUAAGAAUAAAAGAAUUUAAAAAAUG